Octopus sinensis (East Asian common octopus) is the source of this 447-nucleotide messenger RNA. RefSeq names its product protodermal factor 1-like. The record is from RefSeq and is a predicted model, not a curated record. NCBI's taxonomy places the organism in Eukaryota, Metazoa, Mollusca, Cephalopoda, Octopoda, Octopodidae. The transcript has a single exon. Bases 1 to 447 code for a protein of 148 amino acids.
AUGUCGGGUAAUCCAGCGGAUACUCGAACACUCGCCCCUCAUCCUCGACGAACUCGCCCAACACGCCCUCACUCUCAUCCACGACCAGUACGGCAACUACGUCAUCCAACACCUCAUCAUCCAACACCCUUCCCACAUUCACACACUCCUCCCCCUCAUCCAGGGACGACUCCUCCACCUGUCCAUACACAAGUUCGCCAGCAAUGUCAUCGAAAAGUGCAUCAUCCACGCCUCCCCACACAUCCGCGCACGACUCAUCCACGAAAUACUCACUCACGGAUUCUCUUCACUCCUCAAAGACCAGUACGGCAACUACGUCGUCCAGAUUAUGCUACAACUCGCACACCCCACACACCGACACAUCAUGCUCGACACCAUCAAGGCACAACAACACGUCCUCAAACACUAUACUUAUGCCAAACACGUCCUCGCUCGCCUCCGCAUUAG